Messenger RNA from Vitis vinifera (wine grape), 1982 nucleotides. RefSeq names its product cationic amino acid transporter 5. Bases 1 to 1770 code for a protein of 589 amino acids. Gene Ontology annotation, cellular component: plasma membrane. The record is from RefSeq and is a predicted model, not a curated record. Gene Ontology annotation, molecular function: L-lysine transmembrane transporter activity; L-glutamate transmembrane transporter activity. The transcript has a single exon. Gene Ontology annotation, biological process: amino acid transport; transmembrane transport. NCBI's taxonomy places the organism in Eukaryota, Viridiplantae, Streptophyta, Magnoliopsida, Vitales, Vitaceae.
AUGGGUUCAAUGGGAGAAGUGGGUGAUGAGAUCCAACCAAGAGGCUAUUGGAGAUGGAGCAAACAAGAUUUCUUACCAGAGGAGUCAUUCAAAAACUGGGCCAGCUACCGCUCAGCGCUUUCCCAAACAUGUUUUCGGUUCAAGGACCGCCUCACAAGCAGAUCUGAAGAUGCCAUUGAGAUUGGGGAGAUGCGUAAACAAAGUGAGAAUGACAUGAAACGUUGCCUAACGUGGUGGGAUCUUACCUGGUUCGGGUUUGGCUCAGUCAUUGGAGCUGGUAUCUUUGUGCUUACUGGCCAAGAAGCUCAUGACCAUGCUGGACCAGCCAUAGUCCUGUCCUAUGUGGCUUCAGGUGUUUCAGCACUGCUCUCUGUUUUCUGCUACACGGAAUUUGCAGUAGAAAUCCCAGUAGCUGGUGGCUCAUUCGCGUACCUGAGAAUAGAAUUGGGAGACUUUGCAGCAUUCAUAACAGCUGGUAAUAUACUUCUUGAAAGUAUUGUUGGAAGUGCAGGAGUUGCCAGGGCUUGGACUUCUUACUUCACAACCCUUCUGAACCGUCCCACCAACUCAUUGAGAAUCCACACAAAUCUCACAAAGGGAUACAACCUGCUGGACCCAAUUGCUGUUGCAGUUCUGGCUAUUGCUGCAACGCUUGCUAUGAUCAGCACCAGGAAGACUUCAGUCUUCAAUUGGAUCGCAUCUGCUAUAAAUACUGUAGUGAUUUUGUUUGUUAUCAUUGCAGGGUUUGCUAAUGCUGACCCUUCAAAUUUGACACCCUUUUUGCCUUACGGGGCUAAAGGGAUCUUCCAAGCAGCUGCAAUUGUAUACUUUGCUUAUGGAGGAUUUGACAAUAUCGCCACCAUGGCUGAAGAAACAAAAAACCCAUCAAGAGAUAUACCAUUAGGAUUGCUCGGAUCAAUGUCAAUCAUCACUGUCAUAUAUUGCUUAAUGGCGCUUGCGCUCAGUAUGAUGCAGGACUACAGGGACAUUGACAGACAAGCAGCUUACUCUCUUGCAUUUCAAAGUGUGGGUAUGAAGUGGGCCAAGUACCUGGUAGCUCUGGGUGCCCUGAAGGGGAUGACCACUGUUCUUCUGGUUGGGGCACUUGGACAGGCACGAUAUGUUACUCAUAUCGCACGAGCCCACAUGAUCCCUCCAUGGUUUGCUCUGGUGCACCCAAAAACAGGAACCCCUAUAAAUGCUACACUCUUGAUUGUCAUUUCAAGUGCCCUCAUCGCUUUCUUUUCAAGCUUGGAUGUCUUGGCAAGCUUGUUAUCUGUGAGCACACUCUUCGUCUUCAUGAUGAUGGCAGUAGCACUUCUUGUGAGGAGAUACUAUGUGACAGGGGUUACUCCACGUAUCAACCUCUUGAAGCUAGUAAUUUUCUUGCUGAUAAUUGUUGCUUCCUCCAUGGGGACUUCAGCUUACUGGGGAUUGAAUCCCAAUGGUUGGGUUGGUUAUGCAAUCACCAUUCCUCUCUGGGUCCUGGGGACUGCAGGGAUCUCAGUGUUUCUGCCCCAGCAGAGGACGCCAAAGGUUUGGGGGGUUCCACUUGUUCCAUGGCUUCCAUCCUUGUCGAUUGCAACAAAUCUCUUUCUCAUGGGAUCUCUGGAGUCUAAGGCUUUCAUAAGAUUCGGUGUCUGCACCGUUUUAAUGCUGGUUUACUAUGUUUUCUUUGGUCUCCAUGCAACUUAUGAUGUGGCCCAUCAACAACAAAAGCCAGAAUCCUUGAAGUUUAAUGAUGGAGACAUGGGAAAAACAGGGCCUUGAAUCUUUGAAUUCCCUCAUCUUCCACUGUUAAAGAAUCCUUCUUCAGAAUUCUUUCUGCAUCUGUUUCAAACUAGUACACGACAAGCUCCUCAAAUUAGUGAUCUGGAGUAAUGAAGUUAUUCCAACUGUAACAGUAGUAACUGGAAAAACUCAUCUAUUUGUUACAAUGUAAUGGAAAGAGGGAUCAAUCCUAUGAAUAUUGGAAGUGAGAA